This is a messenger RNA of Ilex paraguariensis (yerba mate), 768 nucleotides long. NCBI's taxonomy places the organism in Eukaryota, Viridiplantae, Streptophyta, Magnoliopsida, Aquifoliales, Aquifoliaceae. The record is from the annotation of a GenBank genome assembly.
UAGGGGAUUGGAGUUUUCUUCUGUAUCAUAGUAGGGGAUUGGAGGUUUCUGGACUGUGUUUUGCCUUUUACUGGGAUGACUUUUUGAAAUGCUGCUGGGGUGCUGAUGAUUGGAGGGUUGCUGUGGACUUUUUGCUGGUCUGGUGCGCUGCUCUGCUUUGCUUCAGUAUGCUAUCUGUUUUUCUGGCAAAUUGCUGCUGUGAGUUGUGCUGAGUAAACAAAGGACUGGGAUGUGUGGGGUUCAUAGCAUACUGGAAUGGGGUUUUCAGCAGCUGGGGGAAGCUGAUCUUGACUGUCUGAAGCUAGUUCUUUUAGGCUGAGCUGGUCUGAAGCUUCAGUUUUGAUGACAAGAGGAGUUGAGCUGCAGGGGAAGAAGCUGAGCUAGGAGGACUCUCUCUUUCACAACUAGAAAAUGGAUUGUUUGCAGAGUGCCAGAAAAUAAUUGCUUCUCUUGGCCGACAGUUGAAAUCUCUUGUAACCCUGGAAGAUACAAUGUUCCAACAGAGUAAGAGCAGGAGUUGAAGUGAAGAUCAGUGAUAAUGAGAAACAAAGAAAACCAAAACGCAAUAAAGGAAACUGGUUUUGAGUCUUAUAUGAUUGUAAAGCAGGGGCUUAGUCAUUAUUGGUAGAAACUAAGCAUUGAAAGUGUAUCAGCUUUGUAUUUAGAUACAUGUUCUCUCUUUCAACUUGAUUUGUGCAAUGACCUUUGAUUUCUUAGUUCUGUGACUGCGAAUUUUGUAUUACACAACUUCUUAUUAUAAAAUCAUUA